Molecule: messenger RNA, 2270 nt
Organism: Scophthalmus maximus (turbot)
Lineage: Eukaryota; Metazoa; Chordata; Actinopteri; Pleuronectiformes; Scophthalmidae
Gene: gmppb
Product: GDP-mannose pyrophosphorylase B
Exons: 10
Coding region: 220-1302 (360 amino acids)
Biological process (GO): GDP-mannose biosynthetic process; cell wall mannoprotein biosynthetic process
Cellular component (GO): cytoplasm
Molecular function (GO): GTP binding; mannose-1-phosphate guanylyltransferase (GTP) activity
Source: RefSeq, a predicted model, not a curated record
UUUAUUUUGAAACUGAGCACCGGAUGUUGUCCGUGUCACCGUCUUGACGUGAGCUCGGGGUUUGAAACGAUCAUACGUGUCAUUCCUCAGAGUUUCAGUCAUUCACAAACGUCCCGGACACUUUUGAUGAACUGACCUCGUAGCUGUGACUCUCCUCUCACCCGUUCAGGCUGGUGUGUGGUCGCCCUGGUUAACGGUCGCUAACUUGCUACUCGAAGCAUGAAGGCUCUGAUACUGGUGGGCGGGUACGGGACCCGGCUGCGACCGCUCACCCUGAGCGUCCCCAAACCGCUGGUGGACUUCUGCAACAAACCCAUCCUGCUGCACCAGGUGGAGGCUCUGGUCAAGGCCGGGGUGGACCAUGUGGUUCUGGCGGUGAGCUACAUGUCAGAGCUGCUGGAGAGAGAGAUGAGAGUCCAGGAGCAGAGGCUUGGGAUUCGCAUCUCUCUGUCUCAUGAGACGGAGCCUCUGGGAACAGCGGGUCCUCUGGCAUUGGCCCGAGAGCUGCUGGACGUGGACAACGAGCCGUUCUUCGUCCUGAAUUCGGACGUCAUCUGCGAUUUCCCCUUCAAAGAUCUUAUGCAGUUCCACCGCAACCACGGCCAAGAGGGAACCAUCGUGGUGACCCGGGUGGAGGAGCCCUCUAAGUAUGGCGUGGUGGUGUUCGAGGCCGACACCGGGAGGAUCCAUCGCUUCGUCGAGAAACCGCAGGUCUUCGUCUCAAACAAGAUCAACUCCGGCAUCUACAUCUUCAAUCCCAGCAUGCUCAGCAGGAUCCAGCUGAGACCGACCUCCAUAGAGAAAGAGAUAUUCCCUGUCAUGGCGGAGGAGGGGCAGCUGUACACCAUGGAGCUACAGGGUUUCUGGAUGGACAUCGGUCAGCCUAAAGACUUCCUGACAGGGAUGUGCAUGUACCUUCAGUCGCUACGACAACAGGCUCCCGAGAGGCUGCACACGGGGCCCGGUUUCCUCGGCAACGUUCUGGUGGACCCGACGGCUCAGAUCGGGGACAACUGCACCAUCGGCCCCAAUGUGACCAUCGGCGCCGGCGUGGUCGUGGAGGACGGCGUCAGGAUAAAGCGCUGCACGGUGAUGAAGGGGGCGCGGGUCCGGUCGCACUCCUGGCUGGAGAGCUGCAUCGUGGGGUGGAGCUCCUCCGUCGGCCAGUGGGUCCGCAUGGAGAACGUGACGGUGCUGGGCGAGGAUGUGAUCGUGAACGACGAGCUUUACCUGAACGGUGCCAACGUCCUGCCUCACAAGUCCAUCAACGAGUCGGUGCCGGAGCCGCGGAUCAUCAUGUAGCUCCGGGUGGAGGAGGAGGAGUAGGAGAAAUAUGAACUCAACUGAACGCCCAAACUGUGCCAGGGAGAGAGAAAGAGGGGGGUGAACACACGGGCAGAAGGAAGGAAGGGAGGAGGAGAGAAAGAAGAUGUCUUUUUUUCUUUAUUUGAUUUAGUUGGACUCGUUCUUUGCCCUGAUUGGCUGCACCCUCCGUCCGUCGGACACGAUGGAGCAUGUGAUCUGGGAACGAGCAGGCCGGCCCGUCGGGCGUAUCGCUUCAGGUGAGACGUCGAAAUGUCCCGACAGUGGCGGACGACGUGAACACUGACUUAAUAGAAAAGGGUGGAGGGGACUAAUACUGAGUGUACUGAGGGAGGAGGAGGGUUAGAGAGCGAUAUGUGAUCUGUUUAGAUUCACUACUAUGCAUUUACAUUCACCUGGACAGUGUGAGUACGGUGGCCCCGAAGGGUCCCACACGACUACAAGCAACAUGCUUCUCUGGUGGAAUCGUGGCGGAUGACACUUGAGAUUUUCAGAUUGCGUACGUUCAAAACAAAAUGCAGCGUUUAGUUAUAAUCAAAGCAGAACAAGCUGUAGACUCAACACCUGACGUGUCCGUCUGACUGAUGAAUGUGAUCUGAACCGUUUUUAUAUAAAACAUAUUGAUUAGAGCAGCUUUUCUCUAAUGUCCUUGUUUUUUUUUUUUUUUUUUACUGUUCUUUCUUUUUAAUCAUGAAAACUAUUUGCUUCAACAGAAUUUAUAUUUUUCAGCAUGUUUCUCAUCGGUUUGGGUUUUUUCUUUCUUGCAGUUCAAUGUUGUUAUUGUUGUUGUUGUUGUUGUUUUUGAGCGUUCCUCUCCAGGUGAGGCUGUUGGGAAUUUCACUCUGCGCUUUUAGAAGGAUCGAUUCAUCGAUUUAGUUUGGUCCAUAAAAUGUCGAUCGUGUUUCCCAAACCCCCAAGAUAAAGUUAUGUUUUGUUCACACACACCA